This is a messenger RNA of Actinia tenebrosa (Australian red waratah sea anemone), 1752 nucleotides long. Its product is annotated as microfibril-associated glycoprotein 4. NCBI's taxonomy places the organism in Eukaryota, Metazoa, Cnidaria, Anthozoa, Actiniaria, Actiniidae. The record is from RefSeq and is a predicted model, not a curated record.
AGUGGGUAGGGGGGCUCGACGGACGGUUUUGAAAAUGACCCUAAAAGGUACGCAUAAAUUAACUGAGAUGCUGAUUUCAGACCCUAAAAGGUACGACCACAUUUAAAAUGACAACGUUUCCAACCAUUAUAUUCUUGUAUGACGUUUGAUAUUUUUCAAAACGAACAAAUAUGAGUCAGCCGGGAGUCAGCCGAAGACCCUAAAAGAACAAGUGUAUGGACCCCUCACCAUGUCAAAAUCAUGGAACGUGUUAYCCUGACUACGAUAAUGAUGAUUAUCAUUGCGUCUGUAAACCUGCUACUCGAGGCAGAAACUGCGAGGCAUUUUACAGUGAUUGUUCUGCACUUCUCGCUUCUGGCUGCACUACAGAUGGAAUCUAUAAAAUCAAUCCUGACGGACGCUUCUUCCAAGUCUACUGUGACAUGACCACCGAUGGCGGAGGGUGGACUGUGUUCCAAAAGCGCAACGACGGCUCGGUAAAUUUCUAUCGCGGUUGGCAAGACUACAAAACCGGUUUUGGUAGCCUGACUGGUGAGUUUUGGUUGGGCCUUCACAAGAUUCACCGACUGACCAAGAGACAAGUCACAAAAUUACGUGUUGAUCUUGUGGACUUGAUGAACCACACGAGUUAUGCCGAGUAUUCAUCGUUCUCUGUCGCUGACGGGAGUGAACUUUAUCGCUUGAAUGUAAGUGGAUAUUCUGGUACUGCUGGUGAUGCUCUCCAUUCCAAUAAUGAGAGGUUUAGCACAUUUGACAAAGAUAACGAUGGAUGGUCUACUGAUAGUUGCGCAGCCGAACGAAAAGGUGGUUGGUGGUAUGAAUGGUGUAGCGUUUCAGAUCUAAAUGGAAUGGCGGAAACCUUCUGGACCUAUAAACAGGCUUUUAAAAACACCGAGAUGAAACUGAAAUAGAGUAUGACGGAAUAGAAAAGUUUGACUUCACAUUAGCCGAACCUAAUGACAUCAAAGAGGACCGCCUUAUUAUUCAUUGUCAUUCAAUGCGUACGGCUCAUGUAAAGUGCGACGUUUGACUUGAGGCUAGGUAUACACUUCUAAGAAACUACAAUUUUUGCGUGAUCUUUAUAUUCGCGCUUUCCUGUCAAAAUAAUAAUGUGCCAAUUCUAUUCGAAAGAGACCAGUUUCGAAUCGCAAAUUACCGCUGUGUUUCUUGAUUACAGACUCAUUUGCACAGGGUUAGCCUCGAAUCAGUGUCUAAAUAUUCACGUAUACCAAUGGUAAGGUAAAGAAUGCACAACUUCAACAAUACACUUUGAAGCUCGACGGACCUGGAAUGGAACACGUGAAUAUUCUACACAAAAUCGAGGCUAACCCUAUGUAAAUGAGUCUGUAAUGGAGAAACACUGCGGUAAUUUGGAACUCGAAAGUGGUCUAUUAGGUGCUUCUUUUCCCCAACCAAGUUGCUGUCAUACUUUCCCUUGUGAUGUCAUUUUGCUCUUUAUAUUUACUUUGAGUUUAAGUAAAAAAAUUUCGUUUUCGUUUUCGAGAUCUUGAAUUUGAUCUGUUUGUCAUAUGAACAAAAUCAUCCAGAAGAACGUGUACAGAAAAAAAUGCACAGAGGCAAUGGCCAAGAGCGUCUUUAAGUCGAUACAUUCGGCUCAGAUUUUAUUUAAUUACUUACUGUAUUGUUGACCCAUAUGUCUCGACUUGAAACGAAAGGAAAUGCAGUGGUACGCUAAUAUCUGCUAUUGUUGCACUGACAGAAAGCAUAGGGGAUUUUAACACGUUUCAUAUC